ACUCACUACUGAUUUGUACUCAAAUUUUUCCAAAAUUGUUUAGUUUUUUUUCACCCGCCAGCAAUACUCGUAGAAUAUAUUUUGGCAUUAUUUUUUUAUACAAACCACCGCAUCUUUAAGACCAUUUUCCUACUCUCUAAACCAAGUCAUCCUCUUGUGCUGUUGCAAUGUAUCAUAAUCAAUAUAUCUAUUCGCGUGAGCGUCGUCGCUUUGGACGCCAGCCUUUAUUAAGCGAUCGUACGCAGCUCAUGCUCAGCAUUCAGCCCAGUCAACGUACUCGCACAUCCUAUAUUCUACGUAAUCCAAUGAAUCGCAGCACGCAGUUGAGCGAUCAAAUGGCUUAUAGUUGGGUGGAGACGGAGAAUGUCACAUAUGCGGAGCACGGCAUGUAUCACUAUGAAGGUGGAUGGCCCCGCGAAGUUAAUAUAAACGAUGAAGAGUCGACGUUGCGUUACCGCAAGAAGAUCGAACGCGAAGAUAAUUGGGGAAUUCAAGUAACUCAUAUAAUACAUUCGUCAAUGGAUGUGGCGGCGCAAAAUAGUGCUAUAAAUAUCUAUCAGGAGUUUUUCGUUGAUCUACCACCUGAAUUGGGCCAAGACAUACGCAUGCCGUUCGAGGCGCGCCAAUGUAAUAUAUUUCAUGAUCCGCAAACACCUGCACGGCCGAUCACCAUUUUAGACUGGAUGCCGAGCGAGUUGAGGAAAUUUUUAUCACAACCCACCAAUUUCAAACCGCUUCCGCCGGUACAACAGCCUUCCAAAAAUGUGAAAGCGACAGAUGACGAUAAGUUAAAUCGUAAUUCCUUCUAUGUUUGGAAUCAAAUUAAUGCUCUGCACCCAGAGGUAGUGCUCGAGUCGACAGAGCCAGUACGUUGUGCACAUUUCUGUCCCCGUGACGAUUUAUUUAUAGCAGCCGGCUUGGAGUCAGGCAUAGUGGGGCUUUGGGAUGCUCGUAAUGGCGGAAACGCACUGAAAGUUUCUCCAUUGGAAGGUGCACAUCGUUCGGCAGCAGCUGCUUUAUGUUGGGUGCAUUCCAAAUCGAAUUCUGAAUUUUACACCGGUUCAUUUGAUGGUUCAGUGAAAUAUUGGGAUGGACGCAAUCUGGAUGCGCCAUUACAAGAAAUUUUGAUAGAUCCUUUGCCAACCGAUGAGCAAAAGCGUGAGCGAGCACAUGGAGUUACAGUGUUGGAGUUUGAGUAUACCAUACCGGUUCGUUACAUUAUUGCCAGCGAUCAGGGUUACGUCUUUAUUGGCAAUCGUAAAGGUAUGUUGCCGACCGAAGUGUUGCUUUCUAACUAUCGCCUCUUCUCGGGGCCGAUACGCACCAUUGAACGCAAUCCGUUCUUUGUGAAGAAUUUCCUAAUUGCCGCAGAUUGGUGUGUAAAAAUCUGGGCAGAGGAGUGUAAAGGUGCACCCACGACCCUACUAAUGAAGAAAAAGCAUGAAAUGUUGUGUGGCACUUGGAGCCCAACUCGUUGCUCGCUUUUUGUUACGGGUGAUGCAAAAGGUGAAGUGGACUUUUGGGACAUUUUGUUGCAUCAACGAAAACCGAUAUUCACAUUGAAGUUAAAAUGCGCCAUAAGGUAUAUGAAAUUUCGAGCAGAUGGCAAAUAUUUAGCGGUGGGGUUGGAAAAUGGUGAUAUACAACUUUUCGAAUUGGAUACAGCUUUGAAGCAGAGCGCAGCUAAGGAUAAAGCUUUGUUAAUGGCGCUUUUCGAACGUGAGCUACUGCGCUCCAAAUUGUUGGAAGGCCGUGUUGAAGAAAUUAAGCUUAAACGUAAAACGUCCAUGUAUGAAGCCGAGCAAGCCAAACUCCGUGAAGCUGAAUUAGAGUUGCUAGAACAACUUGAUCCCGAAGAUCCAGAUCAGUUUUUGCAGAUUAUCGAAAAUGACACGGAAUUCAAGGACAUGUUGAAAAUGUUCAGGGACGGUAUAUUCGAUAUAGAUAAGAAGAGACAAGAACGUCAAUUUGUAAUGGAGCGUACUGUUUUCGAGAAUGUCGAAGAACCUCUAAGCGACGCUGCCUUAGCGACACUCACUGCAGAAGAGAAUGCCCUCCAAGCUUCUGGUGGACUAGCUGGUGCUGCUGGUAAAGUCGGCGCUACUGCAGUUUUUGGAGAUGCUACUGCAGAUUUCGGAGCUGUCCCUCAAACAAAAGAAGCAGCAGCUACUGCUUUAAAAAUAAAAGUCUUGAAACGUAUGGCAGAUGAUUAAUAUAAAUAUUUUGUAACAUUUUUUCGUUGUAUCAACUCAUAUUUUAUUUACUUGUAUGUAUUAUGUGCGACAUGUGGGAUGAUAUUAAAAUACGCACAUCUUUGCUGCUAA
Molecule: messenger RNA, 2324 nt
Organism: Anastrepha obliqua
Lineage: Eukaryota; Metazoa; Arthropoda; Insecta; Diptera; Tephritidae
Product: dynein intermediate chain 3, ciliary
Exons: 2
Coding region: 168-2213 (681 amino acids)
Biological process (GO): cilium movement; outer dynein arm assembly
Cellular component (GO): outer dynein arm
Molecular function (GO): dynein light chain binding; dynein heavy chain binding
Source: RefSeq, a predicted model, not a curated record